Messenger RNA from Malassezia sympodialis ATCC 42132, 624 nucleotides. RefSeq lists its product as uncharacterized. The record is from RefSeq and is a predicted model, not a curated record. Gene Ontology annotation, cellular component: membrane; respiratory chain complex II (succinate dehydrogenase); mitochondrial envelope. Gene Ontology annotation, biological process: tricarboxylic acid cycle; mitochondrial electron transport, succinate to ubiquinone. Bases 1 to 624 code for a protein of 207 amino acids. NCBI's taxonomy places the organism in Eukaryota, Fungi, Basidiomycota, Malasseziomycetes, Malasseziales, Malasseziaceae. The transcript is spliced from 3 exons. Gene Ontology annotation, molecular function: ubiquinone binding; heme binding.
AUGUCGAUGUGUGCUGCUGUGGGACUGAACACCCGUCUUCCUAACGCGGGCCUGACUCGCAUGCUCGUGUCAGGUGCUCGUGGAUUCCAUGCUGGUACGUACGAGAGACCAGGAUCGCCUAAUCAUCUAGCUCGUCCGCUUGCUGUCGCCCCGACCCAGACCCGCACGUUCGGUGGUCCUUUGAUCCAUCCGGGUGGCUCGUACAUCAAGGGCACCGUGAACGAGCCUACGGAAUACCCCAAGCCGAAUGCCGUGCAUGGCUCGUAUCACUGGGCUUUUGAGCGUCUCAUCUCUGUGGCCCUUGUGCCCAUGAUUGCCGUGGCAACUGUAAAGCAUGGUGCUUGCGGCACGCUCGACGGCGUCUUGAGUGCGACUCUUCUGUUGCACUCGCACAUCGGCUUCGACUCUGUGCUGGUGGACUACCUGGACAAGCGCAAGUUCCCUGUGGCCGGCCCCGUGUCCAAGUGGAUCCUGCGCGCAGCGACGGUGGCCACCGCUUGCGUAUAUGACUCGCGCCUCGGACUCCCUACGGUGCCCGGGCGCCAAGGCUUCGAACAGACAACUAACCGUAUGGCAGACGACAUUGGCCUCACUGAGCUUGUGGCCAAGCUUUGGAUGGCUUAA